CGGACGAGCUGGCUUUCCGGGUGACAAAGGAACAAUGGGGAUUCCUGGAAGAAUGGGGUUAAAGGGCGACGCUGGGGAAAAGGGAGCACCAGGGGAGCCAGGCCUGUCCAUCAUUGGCCCACGAGGACCCCCUGGACAGCCUGGAACAAGAGGAUUUCCCGGAUUCCCGGGGCCAAUCGGAUUGGACGGAAAGCCGGGCCAAAGUGGACUGAAGGGAGACUUGGGUCCACGAGGUCUGAAAGGAGUUCCAGGUGAACCAGGCCCUAAGGGAGAGAAGGGUGUAUGCGGAGAUUAUUCUCACAGGAAACGGCGCAUUGUGCACAGCUGUGCCGGAGGAGUGGCCACACAGGGCGAGCCCGGAUUGCAAGGGCCCCCAGGACCUCCGGGCCCCCCAGGGACCGCAGGGCCAGCUGGCACGAAUGGAUUACCGGGAAAACCUGGUGAACCAGGAAAGCCAGGGAAAGACCCAAGGAUGUUACCUGGACUGAAGGGUGAACCGGGCGUACCAGGGCUGAAGGGAGACCGUGGUGACGCUGGCCCCGAAGGUCCCCCAGGUCCUCAGGGACCAAAGGGAGAUCAUGGGUUCAAGGGUGAGAAGGGGGAGCCCAGUACAGGAGGAAGUGGAAUCAAGGGAGAACCUGGUCUGCCAGGACUUGCUGGACCCUUGGGACCCAAGGGUGACAAAGGGGAUGCAGGUGUAACGGGGGGGUCAGGACCAGAGGGACCAGCUGGGCCUAGAGGUCCUCCUGGUCCAAUGGGCGAACCAGGGAAAUCUGAAAUUAAUGACUACAAUGGCAACUUCAACGAUAAAUUCCUGGAUAUUCACAAUGUGCCUCUAAUGGGUCCCCCUGGACUACCUGGUCCACCUGGGGCUCCUGGUACAUCUGGUUCAAAGGGUGAAGUUGGAUUGCCAGGCCCUCCAGGUCAUGAUGGCGAAAAGGGCCCCCGUGGAAAGCCAGGAGAGACGGGGCCUGAGGGGCCCCCAGGCGCUGAGGGGCCCAAAGGGGAUGCCGGUGUCAGGGGCUUCGCCGGGCCGAAGGGCAAUAAGGGGGACACAGGCCCCGGCGGAUCUCCAGGAUUAGAUGGCCCUACUGGUGAAAAGGGGGUGGCAGGCCCAUCCGGUCCCAUUGGAUUACCGGGCUCGAUGGGUCAGAAGGGCGAAGCUGGAGAGAAGGGAGGGAGGUCAGAGAUGGUCCAUGGGCCUCCUGGGCCGCCAGGACCACUAGGACCAUCUGGCCCCAUGGGACCUCCAGGACUACCAGGGCCAAAGGGGGAGCCAGGUAUUGGCAUCAAGGGGGAGAAAGGAGGACUUGGACUGAAGGGAGAGAAAGGAGACAGGGGCCAUCUUGGACUGCCCGGUCUGAUUGGACCGGUGGGGGUUUCAGGGCCAGCAGGACCAAAGGGGGAGAGGGGUGACAAAGGAGAUACAGGAUUUCCAGGACCAAUUGGGCCACAAGGCCUCCCUGGUUUAGUAGGACCACAUGGAUUGAAAGGAACCCGGGGUUUCCGUGGCUUUAAGGGGGACAAAGGUGACCCGGGCUCACCAGGCCUGGAUGGGCUGGAUGCCCCUUGCUCUGUGGGUGAGGAUGGGUUACCUGUACCCGGCUGUUGGAAUAAAGCGGACCCUCAGCAUCCUUUCCUGUUGGCCAAGUAACGGCGAAGGAAGAACUGCUCGGAAAAGAUUCAUAUAAUGCUGCGUGUGGAAACUUGAAGAAAUUCUGAGAUAUCGUUGAAUUUUCAUUUUGCGGGCGCCCUUUUGAAGAUUUUCGAAUGUUCCCAGUGGACGUACGAGCCUGUAAUUCUGGACACUCCAGAGGAUGGCAGCAGAGGGCAGACUGACUUCAACAAUACUUUUUUUUUGUUAUAUUCAUUUGGCUGUUGAAGACAUCACAAAUGAAAAGGGAUCGAGGACCGGCGUUACAGAUGCAUUUCUUGAGUUUUUGUAUGCUUUUUUAUUUUAUUCACUAUGUGAAAGAAACCUGAACUUUUUUUAUAGUGUUCUUCCUGUAGUGUUUAUUCAACACUAACGACUGUGAUCCCAGAAUUCUGUGCGGCUCACAAAACACAAACGCCUUGUGGCGUAAGUGCGUGAGUUUUUUCGCCAGAAAUUGAUUUUGAUGAUUCCUGACUUGAUUCUCUCACUGCCAUCCAUGACUGACCUGGGGCAUCAGGCCGUAACUUGAUGCCUUUAUUUCAGGACAUGAUGUCAUAUUGUACCAACAGAAAUGCGUAUGUAUAUACCCUCACUGAGCACUUUAUUAGGUAGACCUGUACACCAGCAUGUUAAUGCAAAUAUUUCAUCAGCCAAUCAUGUGGAAACAUCUAAAUGCAUAAAAGCAUGCAGACAUGGUCAAGAGGUUCAGCUGAUUUUCAGACCAAAUGUCAGAAUAGGGAAGAAAUCUGAUCUGAGUGACUUGGACCGUGGAAUGAUUGUUGGUG
Messenger RNA from Conger conger (European conger), 2439 nucleotides. RefSeq names its product collagen, type XIII, alpha 1 (gene col13a1). Lineage: Eukaryota; Metazoa; Chordata; Actinopteri; Anguilliformes; Congridae. The record is from RefSeq and is a predicted model, not a curated record. The transcript is spliced from 36 exons. The coding region runs from base 35 to 1654 and encodes 539 amino acids.